AUGGGCGAUAGAUACUCCUUCUCCCUCACUACCUUUUCUCCUUCUGGAAAACUGGGCCAGAUUGAGCAUGCUCUCACAGCUGUUUCGCAAGGCAUUACCUCUAUUGGUAUCAAAGCCAAAAAUGGUGUUGUUAUUGCUACCGAAAAGAAGAUUCCUUCCAUUUUAGUUGAUGAUUCUACCCUGGCUAAAGUCUCGCCCAUCUCUGCCAACAUUGGUAUGGUUUAUUCUGGCAUGGGUCCUGAUGCUCGUCUAUUACUCGACAAGGCUCGCAAAUCUAGUCAAGAGUACAAGCGGAUCUAUUGCCAAGAACCUCCGACUGCUAUGCUGGUCAAGGAAGUUGCCAGUGUUAUGCAAGAGUACACACAGUCUGGUGGUGUACGACCUUUUGGUGUUUCUCUUCUUAUUGCCGGUAUUGACGAAACUGGGCCUACUCUUUAUCAAGUAGAUCCAUCUGGCUCAUAUUGGGCAUGGAAGGCAUCGGCGAUUGGCAAGAAUAUGGUCAAUGCUCGUACUUUUCUUGAAAAAAGAUACAAUGAGACAAUGGAGAUCGAAGAUGCUAUUCACACAGUCAUUCUUGCUCUUAAAGAAGGCAUUGAAGGAAAAGUGGCAGAUACCAACAUUGAAAUUGGUGUUUGUCAGCAAAAAGAAACCAUCAACCGUGACGGAGAAAAGGUUUCUGUCGGUACUUUCCGUUCGUUGUCGGCUUCUGAAAUUAAAGACUAUCUCGCUAAUAUCCAGUAA
This is a messenger RNA of Batrachochytrium dendrobatidis JAM81, 741 nucleotides long. Its product is annotated as proteasome core particle subunit alpha 2. The transcript is spliced from 4 exons. Lineage: Eukaryota; Fungi; Chytridiomycota; Chytridiomycetes; Rhizophydiales. Bases 1 to 741 code for a protein of 246 amino acids. The record is from RefSeq and is a predicted model, not a curated record. Gene Ontology annotation, cellular component: proteasome core complex, alpha-subunit complex; proteasome core complex. Gene Ontology annotation, biological process: ubiquitin-dependent protein catabolic process; proteasomal protein catabolic process.